AUGGAUGUUGAGCUCUAUGUCUAUGACCUUUCCCAAGGUCUCGCGCGCAUGUACUCUGCGGCCCUGACAGGGACUCAGAUGGAUGCGAUCUACCAUACGUCUAUUGUGGUUGGUGGUAUGGAGUAUUAUUUUGGCUCAGGGAUCCAGACCGCUCUUCCUGGAAGUACUCAUCAUGGACAGCCAAUGGAGAAGAUACAUUUGGGGUCGACAGAGCUCCCAGCUGAUGUGAUUGAAGAGUAUCUUGGCUCUCUAGCUGAAGUUUAUACCCCGGAGUCCUAUGAUCUGUUUCUUCACAACUGCAACAACUUCUCCCAGGAUUUUGCCAUGUUUCUCGUGGGCAAGAGCAUCCCAGAGAAAAUUCGGAGUUUGCCUAGCACAUUUUUGAACACUCCCUUUGGACAAAUGAUGAAGCCCCAGAUCGAGAGUGCGUUGAAGGGGGUUACCCAGGGCGGUGGUGCAGCCGCUAUCCCAGGACCAAGUGCUGCACCAGUGUUGCGACCUGCACCUGUACCUCAAUCCCCAUUGGGCAAAGUCCGCGUUGUCAGCAACUUAUCUCAGCUCGAGAGUGAGUUGGCUGCGGCGAAAAACUCUUGCGCAGUUAUUUUCUUCACCUCGUCCACUUGCCCACAUUGCAAGGUGGUCUACCCGACAUACGAUGAGCUCGCAGAAGAAGCUGGCGAGAGGGCCAGGCUUAUUAAGGUUGAUAUCGGGUCAGCUUAUGACGUGAGCAUGAAGUACAGCGUGCGUGCAACCCCAACAUUCAUGACCUUUCUCAAAGGCCAAAAAUUGGAUCAGUGGUCCGGUGCCAAUCCGCCACAGCUUCAAGGAAACGUACGCAUGCUCCUCGAAAUGGCCUACCCAUCUCAUCCUCACCGAAAGCUCCGACUGCCCAGUUUUCAGCGGCACAUCACCAAUUUUGUUAUGUACAAAAAGGUCCCGCCACUGGACAAACUUGUGCAAAAACUACCGGUAGAGUUUAAGGAUGCGGCAGGCAUCGCACCAGUCAUAGAGUUCAUCAAAGACCGUUAUUCGAUAGACAACAAAGCUCCUGCAGCGGAUACCCGAGUCCCAGAUCUCCACACCUUUGCAACAGCUCUGCAAUCGAUAUAUUCAACGCUCCCAAGCGACUGUCACUUUGCAGUCGUGGAUCUCAUCCGUCUCCUAUUCCUCGACCCCCGCGUGAGUGGCUAUUUCGCCGAAGAGUCACAACACACCACCCUUCUUACCCUCCUCUCACCACUGUCAACCGAAGACCUCUCAUUAUGCCCUUACAACCUCCGGAUCGUCGCCCUGCAGCUAGCCUGUAACCUCUUCAGUACCGCUCUUUAUCCCUACCAGCUAGCCUCAACCUCCUCCCCCUUACGAGCGACUUGCCUCGCACUAGCAACAAACUCCCUCCUAGACUCACAUGCAAACUUGCGCGUUGUGGCAGCCUCUUUUGCUUACAACCUCGCUGCAUUCAAUCACAAUGCUCGUUUUGAUGGCAAAUCGGAUCCACUACCCGAAGAGGACCAGGUUGAAUUGCUCGCCUCUUUGUUGGAAGCGACUUCGCGUGAGGACCAGAGCGCCGAGGCUUUGCAUGGUCUCCUUUUCGCCCUUGGCCUUUUUGUUUACGAGGCUGACUUGGACGGGUCGGUGAUUGAUCUCUGCCGCGCGAUGGGCGUUGCAGAAACUGUUGCUGGCAAGUCGAAGAUAGCAGCUCUGAAAAAAGAACCAUUAUUGAAGGAGGUAGGAGAUGAGCUUUUUGGGAAGGGUUUGAGGACCAAGUCUUGA
Molecule: messenger RNA, 1773 nt
Organism: Penicillium odoratum
Lineage: Eukaryota; Fungi; Ascomycota; Eurotiomycetes; Eurotiales; Aspergillaceae
Product: bifunctional C97 family peptidase/thioredoxin family protein
Exons: 4
Coding region: 1-1773 (590 amino acids)
Biological process (GO): protein modification by small protein removal
Molecular function (GO): peptidase activity
Source: RefSeq, a predicted model, not a curated record